CUCCAAUUCCGUCUGGUAUUCCUCAAAUUUGACAAUUUUCAUCUUUUCCCUUUCACCCUCCUUAUUUUCCCGCACUUUCCCGGAAAAUUUCCCAACCAAAAAUCACACCCCUUUAGACUCCAAAUCCCCAGCCAAAUUAGUCAAAUUCACUCUACUCGGAAAAUUGAACCCAGCGGUGAUGGACGUCUCUCUCCUAUACGACACCGUUACAGUCGCCACCACCGCACAGGGCCUAGGGUUCGCCAAGUUCCUAAUUCGUCACCAUGACCUCACCUCCAACAACCAAAUCUCAAUCACCGACUCUCAUCCAGAUCAAUCCUCGCCGUCCAAUGGAGUCCCCCAGAUCUCCGCCGUUAUUUUUCCCGUCGACGCUGUCGCUCCGCCGCGUGUCAGGCCCAAUUCUCACAAAACCGCCACCCGAACCCUCCUUCGCAAAAAGCGUCGCACCAGACGGAGAUCGUCGAGCGGCGACGAUUUGAACGACGGCGGAGAAGAGGACGGUGGGUUUUUCGGCGGAGACGGUCCGUUUUUCAACGGAGGCUGGGGCGGAAGCGGAGGUGGUGGUGGGGGUUGGAAUUUCGAUAGAUUUGGAGGGCAUAAUUGGGAUGAGUCGUCGUCUUCUUCGCCGUCGGAUCCUGCGUUUGAUUUCGUGUACGAGGUGAUGUGUUGGAUUGCGCUUUCGAAUUGCGUGCACUUCGCCUUCAAGAGGGUUAUUCGUAUCGUGGCGGAUGGGUUGGGCGAUGCGGAGAGAGCGAAGGUGCCGAUGAGAUUGACUUCGGUCUGCUGAUGCGGUACCGUUUCGUUCUCAAUGCUUAACGUAUCAAAAAGGGGAUACAAAUCUGGUUUUAAUUUAUGUGUUGGUUGGGUUUACAUUUGAUGCUCAAAUUUGUAUAUAUUUUGUAUAUAUAUUGGCAUAAUUUUUAAAAAUAGAUGGUUUGAUUAUGUUAAUAAUGCAUUUUGCUUUGAAUUA
Molecule: messenger RNA, 970 nt
Organism: Prunus dulcis (almond)
Lineage: Eukaryota; Viridiplantae; Streptophyta; Magnoliopsida; Rosales; Rosaceae
Exons: 1
Coding region: 179-787 (202 amino acids)
Source: RefSeq, a predicted model, not a curated record